AUGACCAUUUCUUCUCAGAAUUCCCGCGAGCCAACUAGCUCGCCGGAUCAUGGAGUCUCGCGCGAGCUACCUUUGCUCGAAAAAGCUGACGCUCCGGGCGCGGACUCCCGGGUUUCCGCAUCGUUCUGUCCAGACUCGCCGUCACGAGGCUCGCGUGCCGUCGCCCCUUGUCGCCAGCCCUGCUCGUCUGCGUAUCUGAAGCUGCCCACUCCGUCUUCUCAGUGUUCCUUUUCUUCUUCCGCGUCGUUCCUUCCUCACCCGCAGGCCGCAGCGGCCAGCCGCGGACGGCGCAAGAGUCCGCCGCGUGUCUUGCGCCCCCCGCCGUCUUCUUUUUCCCGCUGGCGAGUGCCACAUACCCGCUUGAGGGACGAGCUGCAGCAGCCCCGCCACCUGCCGUUUUUUCUUUGGCAUGACGGCGAUGGCGGUGCGGCGUGUGCUGCGGGCUCGGGGUCCGCCAACGCGUCUCACCCAGGCGCGCGCGAGCAGGAAGCCUCUUUUUUCCCUCUUCGUCUCGAGAUGGGUUUCGACGUCGACGCGCCUGCGCCCUGUUCGCCUGCGCUGAUCCCCGUGACCUCCUCCUAUGUCUCUGGGCUCUCUGGAGCGGAUGAGGGAUGCGGCAUUCACAGGAGUCGCUUUCGUCUCUUCGGCUGGCAGGCCGAGGAGGGCGCUGGCGAGAGGCGAAGAAGUCUGGACACCGUCCCGCCGCUCGCCUUCCCUGCGAGAGCCGCGGACGCGCAUGCGGGCGGCUUCACAGCCGGCGGGCGAAGGAGCAAGUCCAGUCGCAGACUCUCUAACAUCUAUCAGCGACUGACGCUCGACGCGGGGUUUUCUGACGACAGCGCGACGGGUCUGAGUCCUCGACUCUCCGGUGAAGAAGGCGAGGGAGGCGCGCGCAAAGCCGGUGGAGGGCGCGUCUUCCUCAGGCGCCUGCUUCGACUCCGCCACGGCGCCGCGUUUGGCGGGACGCUGCGGACGGAGAGCCGCGAGAGCGCCGCGCACGUGACGCAGGCGGGCUGGACGGGAUGGUUUUCUGGCCUUAUCUUCGGGCGCACCCCCGAGGCUUCCUCGCCAGCGAGUCUCCGCACGCAGCUCGCCAACAUGUGCAGCCAGUGUUCGCGGGUGUGGCGGAGUCUCUCGACAGACCGGUACAGCGGCGCGCACGCGCUCAGCGUGAACAUCGUGGAUCUGUACGCCGCCUACGACGAAGUCCACGAGGCACCCCACAGCGCGAACCCGCGCGCGGAGGUAGCCACGGCGCGGUCGCCGAGGUCGGCUGCCGGUCACGCAGAUCCCGCGGCGCGGGCAGCUGGGUCCCACUCGCCAGAGGAAGACUCGAUGCCCUUGUCGCCCGAAGGCAAAACUCCGUCUGCAGGCUCGCGCCCAGUCGGCGGCCCUCGCGGCCUCUGUGCCGGGGGCCGGCGGUGUCUCCUCGACGGCAGAGCGCUCCCUGGCGGCGAAAGCGUUUCCUUUUGGAUGGCGCUCGUCUUCAUCGGGGUGCUGACCGCGCUGGUGUCCUACUUUCUGGACUGGGUGGUCGACUUCGUUCUACUUCCUCUUCAAGAAAAUUCAAUUCAGCGGCAUUCCUACGCCGCGAUCCUGGCGUACUCCGUCGCCUGCGCAGUCGUGGCGGCGGGGUGCUGUCUCCUCGUGCCGCAGAGUCAAGGCUCUGGCAUUCCCGAAUUGCGGACGAUUUUGUCGGGCUCGUUUAUUCCGCGUUUUUUCUCUUUUCCGACGUUUUUCGCACGGUGCAUUGGCUUGCUGUCCUGCAUCUGCGGCGGUUUGUCCGUGGGGAAAGAAGGCCCCUUUGUGCACCUGUCGUCCAUCAUCGCGACGCAGCUAUGCCGUCUCGUGCCCUGCUUCCGCGCGCUCGUCGACUCGCCGUCGAAGCUCCUCUCGGUUCUCGACGUCGCGGUGGCUGCAGGGGUCACAGCGACCUUCGGUACGCCGUUUGGUGGAGUCUUGUUUUCGAUUGAAGUCACCGCGACUUUUUUCCUCGUGCAUGCGCUCUGGAAGAGCUACUUUUGCUGCAUCUUCUGCGUCCUCACCUUCCGCCUCCUCCACGAGACGUUCUCGCCCAUCGAACAACUCUACCAGGGCGCGCAGCUGCCGGCUUUCGAUCUCUCGUGGGAAAUCCUCAACUUUGCUCUCCUCGGCGCGAUCUGCGGCUGCCUCGGCGGUACGUUCGUCUGGAGCGCGAGCAAAGUCCUCCAGCUUGCCAGGCGCCACGCGUACACGACAGGCCUGCGUAAAAUCUUCUUCGUCUGUGCGGUCAUGCUCCUGCUCAAUCUCAUCAGCAACCAUUCGGUCGUCCUCAAGAGCGAGGAUCGGCUGAAGUUGGGCGAAUUCUUCGAUGUGGAGAACCUCAAUAGAGACCGAUGGGGGUGUCACGAGCUCCUCUCCCUGGCGCUGUUCGCCGUCUUCAAGUUCGCCGCGACGAUUCUCUCCGUCGCUUGCCCUGUACCUGCUGGCGUGUUCACCCCUAUCUUCGUCUGUGGAGCCGCGCUCGGGCGGCUGUACGGCUCUGUGCUGCACCGCUUCCGCCCCAGCCUGUCGUCCCCGGCCGCCUAUGCGCUCGUCGGCGCGGCGUCCCUCGCUGCCGGCACGACUCGGACCAUCAGCGUCAGCGUGAUUGUUUUUGAACUCACAGGGAAACUCAGCCACAUGAUUCCGGUGCUGCUCUCCGUCUUGAUGGCCUACGGCGUCAACAGCUUCUUCACGAUUUCGGUCUACGACGUAAUGCUCCUUAUCAAAGACCUGCCGUACGUGCCCAAACUGAAAUCCAAGUACGCCUACAAUCUGCAGGCGAAGGACAUCGUCGCCGCCGCAGCUUAUAGUCGGAGUCAGGCAGCCUGGAGAGCGAGGCGCGGAGAAGAAAGGAGAGGGUGGCGAAGCACAGGAGCAGUCGAGUUGCAGGACGUGGGGGGGUCCGGACCAGGCAAGGCUGGAGCCCCUCAGCCGAACAUUUGUGGAGCAACUUCUCCUCCACACGCCUGGCGACACGACGAAGCACAGCGAGAGGGCUGCCGUCGCGACUCUGCAGACUCCUGUGGCGCCGAAAAAACAGACAAAGGCGCGAAGGACCGGGCUGCGGCAGCGCGACGGCGCGAGGACCAAGCAGCUACCCGCCUCGACUUCGUCACCGCUUCUGCGGGAAGCGCCUCGGGUGUGCCUGCAAUCCAGCGAGGCCAGAGGCGCGUCGGGUGUCAGGGGCAGGGUUUUCUUUCUCCGCGGCAGAACGAGGAGAGUAGUGUGAUACAGGUAGAGGAAGAUGUGCGACAGGGCGAGCGCGGAUUUGCGCUAUCCGACGUCUUCGUGCCGCCUGCAGAGCAAGACGAGGAAGCGGAGACGUUCGUUGUGGCGCUGGACAAAGAAAACGGCACUGUUCUGGACCUCAUCCUGUGCCGUCUCCUCUACUCAGGGGUGGCUGUUCCUGUGGUGUCGAGUGUCGCGCGUCCUCGAGUCGACGGCGCGUUGUCUUUGGCGGCUCUCGACGGCUACCUGUCUUCCCUCCGUCUUUCGUUCUCUGCAACGGCGCCAUCGCCUUCCUCCUUGGCCUUCUCGCCACUCGCGCGUUCGCACUCGCGCUACGUCGGCGCGCUCCUCCAGAAGCGAAAGCGAAAUUCGCUCAAGAAACUCGGCAAAAAAGUGAGGAAACUGCUGCUCUCGCCCGGGUCCGCCCCCCGCCACGCCACACCACGACGGAGGCGGCUGCGGCGGAGACGCAGGGACAGUUUGGGUGAAGAGAGCGAGGGAGGCGGAGACGCGCCGGUCGCGAGCGCAGACGACCGUUGGGGAUGCGGGCAAAGUCUCGACAGAGAAUGGCAAGGUGAAACAGAGGGAGGUGACGAGCGAAAAACCGAAGAAGCAAGGACGUACGAACUGUCACCGGAUCGGGAUGAAGCAGAAGACUGUGAAGGAGAGCUGCUGCAACCAGCAGGCGACGGAGAAGCAGACGGAAGCGAGAAAAGGGAGAAUAGCUCAAUAUCCGAUGUAUACGAGGCGGCCGACGAGAGUGAGGGCGAAGGGGAAGACACCAAGCCGCGAAGCGAUCUCAUCCGCCGCAGUGUUUCGCCUCCGGAGGAAGCAAGGCUUUCAAGGGGGGCGGAAGAAGACAGCGGCUAUCAGAAGAGGAAGCGACGCAGUUGCGGUCGCAGACAGCGAGAAGCAACGAGCGGGCGAAUGUCCCCUUCUCGCCCGCCGUCAGCGCAGAGCUGCCGCGCAGCGCGGCGCGGCGCUCCAACCUUCCUCGCAGCCUCUCCUUCCCCCCCUGAGUCGUCGUUCUCCAUGGCGUCCUCAGAACUGCGCAACGGUUCGCAGGCGUCGCUCUGCUUGAAUUCCGCUGGCAGCUCCUCUUCGUCCCUUGGAGGUAUGUCUGUCUUUCACCAGACACAUCCCGAUGCGGCAUCUCUGCGCCCGAGGUCUCCAGGCCGUUCCCCGCCUGGCAGAGAUAACGCAUCCAGCUCGCGAGGCGAUCCCGUUUGCAGGCGCGCUGGGCUGCGAAGAGAGACGCCAGAGAACAGGAACCACGUCGACCGGCAAGCGACAGAAGGCGACGCAGAAAGCGGGGAGCGCGGUGGCUUCCGCAAGGCGCCAACGAGAGAAGACGAAGAGAACGCGCGAGCGUUAGACGCUCUGGUGUGGCGGGUGCUCGGGCACAUGCUCUGCGUGUGCUCGCCCUCGGAAAUGCUUUACCUCGACAGCCUGCCAAUCGACUGGGGGCGCCUGGAGAUAGACGCUGCGCCUCUCUGCGUGCUUCCCGAGACGCCUGUGAGCAAAAUCCACUUCAUGUUUACCAUGCUCUUCCUAGGACAGGUCUUUGUCUCGGAUAACGAGGGCUUGCUCGUCGGCGUCAUCACCAAGCAGUCCUUACUCCACGCAGACAACGCGGUGCACUCGUCGCUCGGAGGCAGUCGCACGCGGCGAAGCAGUUCAGGUCCAGUGUGGGAGACUUUUCAGCUUUUCACGCUUCUCAAAGGCGAAGUCGCGCGCCUGUUUAGUCUCGAGCUUCGAGGCCACGGUGGGGGGCAGGGAGAGGAGGCGCAUGCGCGGGCGGGGACCGAGGCGGUGCGAGUGAGCUACGCGAGAGGAAGAGAAUGA
Molecule: messenger RNA, 5097 nt
Organism: Besnoitia besnoiti
Lineage: Eukaryota; Apicomplexa; Conoidasida; Eucoccidiorida; Sarcocystidae
Product: chloride transporter, chloride channel (ClC) family protein
Exons: 10
Coding region: 1-5097 (1698 amino acids)
Biological process (GO): chloride transport; transmembrane transport
Cellular component (GO): membrane
Molecular function (GO): voltage-gated chloride channel activity
Source: RefSeq, a predicted model, not a curated record